CAGGUACGUUCGUCAGUCGUCGGCCGAACUUGAAACGCACGGUUUCGUGUUCUCGUCGCGGAGCAAUUACGACUGUCCUCGCGCCAAAACGUCGACACACCUACAUACCUCUACCCUUUCACUAUCUGGCGCUUCCGGGUGCAUCGAUCAAUCGUUUACGAUUCGCGUGUCAUCGUACGGCAUCCAAAGCGUCUUCGCUGAACUGUCUAAUUUUCGCGUGUCUGUUACCUAUCCGAUCGGAAGUUCGUUUCUCGUUGGUCGUGAUCGGUCUGUGUUUCGAAUUUGCAGCAAAUCUGUCGUACGUACGUACAAAGUUACCGUGCACCACGACACGCGUAAACUAAAACAACGUGAUUAGGGGUAACUCGUGUGAACCUCGGUAUACGCUUGCAAAUCAAUCAAAUGCAAGAAAUAUUCGAUUACAUUUGGAAAGCUAAUAAGACGUUACAUGUAUAAAAGUUUCAUACGGAAUUUGCUCCGACGAACGAAAAACACAAGUUACAACACAUGCGAAGAAUGAUGCUUGUUCGAAGUACGGCUCACGAUUUCGUCGAACGAUAAGUGGCGAACUCGUGGAUGACCGCACGAUGUACACAUGAAUGGAAACUAUGAUGGACGCGUUUCGAUUGAUCCUCCUGUUGCUAGCAUCGUCGCGCUACUUCCUACAUCCAAUCGAUGGUGCUAUACGGAGUGAGAAGCCAACCAACGAGGAAGAAAGGAAUAACAUCCCUUCUUCGGUACCUGUAUCUGUCAAGGAUGUCCUGGCGCAGACCGGCGGAAACGCUUUGCUUCCCUGUAGAUUCACUAGUCCCGGAAUAGUAACUUGGAUCAGGAGAAAAGACAGGCAAUUAUUGACGCUGGGUACAGACACUCAUGUCAUCGACACGCGAUUCAUGGUUAUUUCAAACAGCCCAGACUGGACUCUGCUGAUUAAAAACGUCCAACGCGAAGAUGCUGGACUUUACGAGUGUCAGAUUCAAACGGAGCCGGUCCAACAACGAUUCAUUCGUCUAAGCAUCACGGAGGCGUACUCCAUGAUUCCCGGAGGACCAGACCUUCACGUCAAACAAGGAUCUAGUCUUCGACUGGAAUGUCAGCUGAUAGCAUCGACGGAGGCACCGAGUUUCAUCUUUUGGUAUCGCGAAGGUCGCAUGAUCAACUACGACGAUGAACCAGGGGUUAAAGUGGAGGCUACGAAAAACGGUUCGAUUCUCGUGGUUGACAAAGUGAAACUUUCUCAUGGUGCUAAUUACACUUGUUGGCCUAGCAAUGCCAGGCCAGCAUAUAUCAUGAUACACGUAAUCGAAGAAGAGGAAAAACCAGCAGCUAUGCAUGGCGGUGAUCGGCGAAACGCUACAUCGAAAGCGUCCAUCAAUGUCAUGUUGAUUUUUCUGACUUUCCUCGGUAUACGCACCUCGAAUCGACUUCAUCCGCGGCAAACCUGUGUCACGUGACUAGCCUACCGUAUCAACUUUGUCACCGAAUUGAUGCCUGCUGCGGAAUUCCAAAUAAUUUCGAUGCCAUUUUCGUAUAUCUCUUCUUACUUUACACUUUACAACGUUACUCGUGCUUGACUUACAUACAUUUAACGUCGUCGGUAAUUUGCUGAGCACGUGCAACGAAACUUGCUAAUUUCAUCUGACGCUCUCUAACAUCCUAAAAUGUUAACUUAAAAUAACAAUAACGCGAUGCAGCAAAUUCAUCGUAAAAUUUUGAAACAAUACGAGCAAGUGCGCCGUCACUUGGCAAGAUUUCCACUUGCAUCGGUUAAUCUACGGUUUAACUAUAGUACAAUACUCGAGACCGCUAUGUCGACGGUUAAAUUUUCGAAAUUCGAUAUUCUUAAAUCUCCGUUCCAAUAAAUGUUGAAUGUUAAAUGCGUAACGCAUCUGCAACGCUGAGUAUAAGAUGCAACAAUUUUCGUGAAAUGUGUGACCAGACAUAAACUCAAGCAAUAUUAAAUCAAGUAUUAUAUUCAUUUGAAUCACAUCCUUUAAAUAUUUUUAUCGUCAUAAACGUACAAAGAAUGAUCUUCACCUCGACGCAUUUACCAUUUCUCUUUUCCUAAAACGAGCAUGGACUUCUGUCCGAGUUUCUACUCGUACGCAUAAAAUAAUAAACCAUCGAGUCGAAAGAAAUAGCUAUCCUUUUUUUUUUUUUUUUAGCUGCCUGCAAACAAACGAAGUUCGCCAGAAAUUUCAGUAAUGAAGAAAAAAACACGCGAAACGUUUUAUCGAUGUGAAAUAUGAAUCCACAGAUACAGGUAUCGCAUUUAACGCUCGUUUUCAUUUCGCCGUAUGUCGUGUGUUUUCUAUCGUAAUUAAUGGUGAAUAAAAAUGAAAGCUAUUUCGCGAAUUGUCGUCGAAUGGAAAAGUUCACAUUCAUUCGUGAAAGAGUCAAUGUAAUAUGGCAGCGACACUCUGAUAAACAGUUGAAAAGACAUUUGCGAGUUCAGAUAAAUUUAAUCCAUUAAAAGUGUCGUGCAGUGUCGCUUUAUACUGUUUGCCACUUGAACGCGCACAAAAGUGAACUUAAUAAAUUCUAAGGGCAAAGCCACGCUUUCACGUUUCACCAACAGUUUCGUGAAUUAACAACGUUUAAACGAGCCAAAUCACAUACAGCUACGAAUGUUCAUCAUGGUCUCAAAUUCUUUUUAAUGCUCUUUACGCUCGUGAAUUCACAACGAUUUUAUCUUUUUUUCGAAUAAACACGAUCACACUGUGAAACCACGUGAAUAGUUCAAUCUCGUUGCGUAUAUAAAAUUCCAAUGAAACAGAAAGACAUUUAAAGUUAUUCAAUACACGGUCAAACGAGGAUUUCCUUGUCUUAUUGUUGCCAAUUUUAUAGUCUGACGCGAUCUUCUUUAGAAAAGUAUCGUUUGUCGGAUGCUUCGUCGAAGGAAAAAGAGAAAUCUAUCCUAUAGACAUAGUCUAAUACUCGUUAUUAUUUCCUGGUAACAUUCGAAAUAAUCACUUGAUGUAUUAAUAUGUGAUCAAUGUACAUACGCGUGUAUGCCAACUACAAUAUCUACUCUAAAUUGUGCACACACAUGAACCUGUGUAUCAAGAACAUUUUUCGCAAAAUACAAGAAUAUUGCCAUAUCUUUUUACAGAGAACGAAGCAUUACGCGUGUUUUAUCGGAUAGCAAUGCCAUGUACAUUUUUAUUCGCUGUUGUAUGCAGAAUGAUUUAUCAAUGACUUCUCGUUGGAACGUUCAAGUUUUCCAUUAGCUCUUUAUACAUAGGGUUAUGGAACACGUUAAUAUCGUUUCCAUGAACGAAAACUUAUUAAUUAACGUUCAUAUACUUGAUUCGUUUAACGAUAGUAGAUGAUUUUAACAUGGACGUUUGAGACUCUUUUUCGUCGACCUACCAGAGACAUAUGAAUUGUAAAAGUAGACUCGCAAAAUAAAACAAGACGUCAGAUUUUCAUCUCCACGAUAUUAUAACAUACAAAAUAAAUUGGACAUUUUGAUUCAAUCGAGAAA
Molecule: messenger RNA, 3487 nt
Organism: Bombus huntii
Lineage: Eukaryota; Metazoa; Arthropoda; Insecta; Hymenoptera; Apidae
Product: zwei Ig domain protein zig-8-like
Exons: 7
Coding region: 600-1454 (284 amino acids)
Biological process (GO): synapse organization
Cellular component (GO): neuron projection membrane
Source: RefSeq, a predicted model, not a curated record